AUGUUCGGUCGUGUUGGAGGCCAAGCGCUUCGUUGCGCUGCUCGUCGCCCAAUUGCACGCAGAAAACUAUGUGAUCGCCGGUUUUCUGCGCAGACUGGUGUCAAUACCACUGCUGCAUCUGCUCCUUCGCCGCUCGGUGGAAUCACCGUUGAGCUGGAUCGCAUUGCGCCCCGAUUUGAGAUUCCAGCUUCACAGAUUACAAUUCUCGAUUCUCCGGCCAAUUUCUAUUCGGCUUUGAAGAACAAAAUCCGGAACGCGAAGCGGCGCAUUUACCUUUCCACGUUGUACAUUGGCAAGACCGAAUACGAGCUCAUCGAGACGAUAUCCCACGCCUUGCGCGAUAAUCCUGACCUCAAAGUAUCCAUUCUUACCGAUGCUUUGCGAGGAACCCGAGAAACCCCCAAUCCGUCCUGCGCUUCGCUCCUUUGCUCGCUGGUCUCAGAAUAUGGAGCGGAGCGGGUUGAGAUUCGGAUGUUCCACACCCCCAAUUUGACCGGUCUGAAGAAGAAGUGGAUUCCUAAGCGUAUCAACGAAGGCUGGGGCUUGCAACAUAUGAAGCUGUACGGUGUUGACGAUGAGAUCAUCAUUUCGGGUGCAAACCUCUCCGAGGACUACUUCACAAACCGACUGGAUCGAUAUCAUGUCUUCGACUCCAAGGCCCUGACAGACUACUAUGCCCGCAUUCAUCAUGCGGUCUGCAGCUUGAGCUUCCAGGUCUUGCCCGAUCCUCAUAAUCACUCGGGUUAUCUUUUGGACUGGCCUACUUCCAACGGUGCUCCCUCGCCCUUGGAUAGUCCUCAAGAUUUCAUUUCAUACGCCUCAAACGUACUCAGUCCCCUCAUUCAAGCAUCCGAAAACAAGCCAGCUCUUUCCUCUUCAUCAUCCAGCCAAACCUUUGUAUACCCCGUGGCUCAAUUUACUCCACUCCUGAAACCAGACACUUCCACCGAAUUCCCCGCGGUCACAAGCAUCUUGCGUCUCUUGUCGGAAUCGCCUGCUUUUGAAGGAGCUCGUUGGCUUUUCACCGCCGGUUAUUUCAACAUCCACCCUGUCCUUUCAUCACUCUUGAUCUCUAGCACAUCCACCGCUUCUGAGAAGGCUUCCACGACGCAAGGGACAGUCCUGACCGCUUCUCCUUGGGCUAACGGAUUCUAUGGCUCCCCGGGUGUAUCUGGCAUGCUUCCUGCCGCAUACACACACCUCUCGGCACGCUUUCUCGACCGUGUAGCGGCCGCCCAGGCCACUAACUCCAUCCAACUCAAGGAGUGGCGCCGUGGUACUGUGGGCACGCCGGACGGGUGGACCUAUCAUGCCAAGGGUCUUUGGGUUACCCUGCCACGUGAGGAACACCCCAGUCUUACCUUCGUUGGUAGCAGCAACUACACAAAGCGAAGCUAUAGCCUGGACCUCGAAGUCGGCGCCCUUGUCGUCACAAAUGACCAAGACUUGAAGCAAAAGCUCGGCAAAGAGACUCAAUGGCUUCAGGAGGACUCAAAGCAGAUUUCAAGAGAAGACUUGAUGCGCACUGAGAGACGUGUUGGCUGGAACGUACGUCUUGCCAUGUGGAUUGUCGAGAAGGUUGGUGGAGCUCUAUAA
This is a messenger RNA of Penicillium cataractarum, 1596 nucleotides long. Its product is annotated as CDP-diacylglycerol--glycerol-3-phosphate 3-phosphatidyltransferase. The transcript has 3 exons. Gene Ontology annotation, cellular component: mitochondrion. Bases 1 to 1596 code for a protein of 531 amino acids. Lineage: Eukaryota; Fungi; Ascomycota; Eurotiomycetes; Eurotiales; Aspergillaceae. Gene Ontology annotation, molecular function: CDP-diacylglycerol-glycerol-3-phosphate 3-phosphatidyltransferase activity. The record is from RefSeq and is a predicted model, not a curated record. Gene Ontology annotation, biological process: cardiolipin biosynthetic process.